Messenger RNA from Thalassophryne amazonica, 885 nucleotides. Its product is annotated as elastase-1-like. Gene Ontology annotation, molecular function: serine-type endopeptidase activity. The transcript is spliced from 8 exons. The coding region runs from base 18 to 815 and encodes 265 amino acids. The record is from RefSeq and is a predicted model, not a curated record. Gene Ontology annotation, biological process: proteolysis. NCBI's taxonomy places the organism in Eukaryota, Metazoa, Chordata, Actinopteri, Batrachoidiformes, Batrachoididae.
GUUCAGAUGUUGCAGUCAUGCUUGAAUUCUUGCUGCUUUGCACUUUUUCAGCCACAGUGCUGGCUGAGUCUGAGUUCCAGCCUGCUGCUGAAAGAGUUGUGGGCGGUGAUGCUGUGCCUUAUGAUGACUCAUGGCCUUGGCAGGCUUCUCUCCAGUUCCACUCUGGUGACUCCUAUCACCAUUUCUGUGGCGGAACGUUGAUCUCAACCAGAUGGGUCCUAACGGCUGCUCACUGUGUGUACAGUCGUAGGUCAUUUGACGUGGUCCUUGGUAACCUUGUCCUCUUCAACCAACACAUUGGCCAACGUAUUACGGCUCAAAAUAUUUAUAUUCAUCCGGAGUGGAAGAAUGACAGCAUCUCUUCUGGUAACGACAUUGCUAUGGUGCGACUGCAAUCAGACGCCAGCCGGACCAGUUAUGUUAAGCCAGUGUCCUUGCCACCCUUUGAUGAGAUCCUGCCCCAUAACUGCCAGUGCUACCUCACUGGAUAUGGAUCGAUGACAACUGGUGGAAGCAUAUCACAUCAGAUGAGGCAGGCCGUGCUAUCUGUAGUUGAUCACAAGACCUGCAUCAGCGCAGGCUGGUGGGGCAGCACCGUCAAGACUAACAUGAUCUGUGCAGGAGGAGGAAAACAGUCAGCCUGUAACGGUGACUUUGGUGGCCCUCUGAGCUGCUAUGUCAACAGGAAGUGGUAUGUUCAUGGUAUAGCUAGCUUUGUUUCUGGUUUGGGAUGCAACGCUCCAAAGAAGCCCACAGUCUUCACCCGUGUCUCUGCUUACAUCAGCUGGAUAAACUUGGUAAUGCACAGGUCUUGAAAUGGAACUUUCUUUUAAACUGUGAAUUUAACUUCACCUCCAUGCAAUUACAUGAAUAAACUGUUUCAGA